GACAGCGGCAGGGCCCGGCCGCCUCCGCCUGCCGCACCGCCGCUCGGGGCCUGCCCCAGGCCCAGCCCCGGCGGAGGGCGGCCGGGAGAUGCAGCAAAAGCUCAAGGAAGAGAGGGAGGCUAAACGUGCUCGGCUAGAUGGCAGGCAUGAUUACUUGCUGGAUACCGUUGCCUCUUGUGUGAAUCUGGACAAAGCAGAAGUAGAAGAUGCUCUUCUUGAUGGUAACCAGAUAGAGCGCAUUGACAAAUUCCUGGCCCCUGGAGGUCUGCGUCAUCUGAUGUUCUACUAUCAAGAUGUGGAGGCAGUGGAUACAGAGCACUUUGGCCUUCCAGGAAGAGGAAUAAACUCUCAUUUGACAAAGAAGAAGAAACCUAAAGUAUUUGUCACAGAGGGAAAAGAAGUUGCUUUAACUGGUGUAUGCAUUUUCUUCAUUAGAUCUAGUCUUUUUAAACCCAUCACAGUGGAGAAUAUCUAUCAGGAAGUAAAUUUUAAUAUGAUGGAUGUAGGUAGAGAUGGCUUACUAAAAAGUGUUGAGCUGUUGAUAUCGCAAAUCUUCAUUCCAGCCUUACAGACUACAGACUGUGGCUGGGUUGAAUUUGGUGGACCUCAACAAGCUUCCAAUAUUAAGCAGGACUUCCUUUGUUCCCUCGAAGCGUUUGUUAAUGUGCUAUCAGGAGCUCAGCAAAGUCUGUUGGAAAAGGUCAAUCUGAAGAAAUGUGAAACGUGUGAUCUGGAAACUUUAAGAGGACCUUCCGAUUACCUGCUGGUUGCUAACAGCAUAGAUGGUCUCAAAAGAAUAGAAAUCUGCAUGAAAGGAUGGACCAAACAAAUUGAACAGGUUCUUGCAGAAAAUGACCAGCUGAGAAAGGAAGCUGAUGACCUUGGACCAAGAGUAGAGCUUGAUUAUUGGAAAAAGAGAUUGUCAAAAUUCAACUACCUUACGGACCAGCUGAAGAGCCCAGAUGUGAAGGCAGUGCUUGGAGUACUCACUGCUGCGAAAUCCAAACUUCUGAAGAACUGGCGAGUGUUGGAUAUUCGCAUCACAGAUGCAGCAAAUGAAGCUAAAGAUAAUGUGAAGUAUCUGUAUUCUCUGGAAAAAUGUUGUGACCCAUUGUACAAUAGUGAUCCUGUAUCUAUGGUGGAUGCUAUUCCAGGACUCAUAAAUGCAAUUAAAAUGAUUCAGAGUACCUCUCAGUAUUACAACACGUCUGAAAAAAUAUCCUCGCUGUUUGUGAAGGUGACCAAUCAGAUGAUCACAGCAUGUAAAUCUUACAUUAUGAACAACAAUACGGCCACCAUCUGGAAUCAACCUCAGGAGAGAGUUAUGGAAAAGCUACAAGCAGCUAUUAGACUUAAACAGGAGUAUCAAAAUUGCUUUCACAAGAUAAAAGAGAAAUUGGAACAAAAUCCAGCUGAAAGACAGUUUGAUUUUAGUGAGAUGUAUAUCUUUGGAAAAUUUGAAACCUUUCAUCGACGUCUGGUAAAGAUAAUAGAUGUUUUCAAUACUAUGAAAACCUACUCAGUUCUACGGGAGUCUAAGAUAGAGGGAUUGGAAGGAAUGAUCACAAAAUAUGAGAGUAUUGUUGACAUCAUGAAGAACAAGCAUUACAAUUUCUUGGAUCAACGGAAGACUGAUUUUGACCAAGACUAUGAAGAGUUUUGCAAAGAAAUAAAUGAUCUUCAUGAUCAAUUAAGGAUUUUCAUGGACAUCACCUUUGAAAAUACUCUGAACGCUGAAAGAGCACUGAGUAUGUUGAAGAAAUUCGAAAGAUUACAAAUCCCGAGUCUCGGCAUUGGUGAAAAGUAUCAGAAAAUAAUUCAAAACUAUGGCCGUGACAUAGAAACAGUCUGUAAGAUCUACACUCGGCAGAAGCAGGACCCUCCACUGGCUCGUAAUCUGCCUCCAAUAGCUGGUAGGAUCUUGUGGGCACGCCACCUAUUCCAUAGGAUCCAGGAGCCCAUGGAAUCUUUCCAGCAGCACCCGGCUGUUCUGCGAACACCAGAUGGCAAGCGUGUAAUCCGCAACUACAACAAAGUGGCAAAAGUUCUGAUGGAGUUUGAGGUGAUCUACCACAGGGGAUGGCUUCAGCAGAUUGAAUUAACUAAAAGAGGACUUCAGGCAUUUCUCUUGGUAAAAGCUCCAGAAACAGGAGAAUUAUUUGUGAAUUUUGACCCUCAAAUAUUAACUUUAAUCAGAGAAACAGAUUGCAUGGCUCACAUGUGCCUUGAAAUCCCACCAUCUGCAAGUAUUAUUCAACAUAAGAGAGACUGGUAUAAGAAGAUUGUCAGCAAUUUGCACAUGAUGCUGGCGGAAUAUAAAAGAAUUAAACUGAAAAUACAACACCCUAUGGAACAACUGAUGGCUCCUCGGUUAGCAAACGUAGAUGAUGCUAUCCAGCCAGGUCUAAUGUUACUGACUUGGACAUCCUUGAAUAUCGAGAAAUACAUUAAUACAGUUUUUUACAAGCUAGCUGAGCUGGAGUUAUUGCUUGAUCGAGUGAAUGACUUGGUUGAAUUUCGUAUUGAUGCUGUCCUUCAAGAAAUGAAUAGAGUGCCACUCUGUAAGUUGCCAGAAGAUGAACCACUGAGCUGUGAGGAAUUUCUCCAACAAACUAAGGAGCUCUGUAUAAAAGGUUCUCGGACUUUACAUUUAAAAAGCUCACUGGUGGAAGACGCUGCUAAUGAGCUGAUUAACAUGUUACUUGACACUGAGGUACAAGUCAGAAAAGAAGACGAGAAGUCAGUUGUACCCAUUGGUGAAGUAAGGGAAAAAAGUACAGCAACAGAAGAGGAAAGAAGAUCGAAAAGCUUGACUGCCUCCCACAAUUCCAGUGAGAUACGGGCUGGACUCUCUCCUCUGGCAAAGAGAAAGAGAAUGGAUUUAGAAAUGUUAGAGGAAGAAGCCAAUGAACUGCUUUCCUACUUCAAUCAUUGUAAUAUUGAUGCCCUUCUGAAAGUCACUCGAAACACUCUGGAGGCCAUACGCAAGCGUAUCCAUGCAUCUUCCAUGAUCAACUUCUUAGAAAAUCACAAUGCUUCUAAGCAGAAGAAAAGUGCUCAUCCUAUAAUUAGGACUAGUAUUAACCUAUCUAUACCUAAUGUUGUUAUGAUACCCUCUUUGGAUGAGGUACAGCAGACGCUUAAUAAAGCUGUAGAUAGUAUUGUGAAAGUAAUGAAAGGAGUUGGACAGUGGAGUAAGGAGAGAAUAUCCAAGAAGAAAAUGCUAGAGAGAAAAGUGGCUGUGUUGUGGUGUGAGAGCACAGACAGUGAUUCUGAUGAUGGAAUGAGAGAGACUGGAAAGAAAAACUUCCCUGAUAGCAUGUCAGAUGCAGCAUCACUCAGUUUGUCUGAUCCGGUGCAAAACCAGAACUACUUCAAGAGUGUGUCAGAGAACAAAGAAAUUAUUAAAUUGGUAUCUUUACUCAGCACAGCUGUUAAUUCUACAAAAAGGGAAGUUCUUACAGCUUUGGAGAGUUUUAGUUGUUACCACCAUGUAUGGCAGAGGGACAAGGAGGAGACCAUUGAUAAAUUAAUGAUGGGAAACCCCUUACUUUCUGAAUUUGAAUCUGAAAUUCUGCAUUUCCAAGACUUGGAGCUGAAAAUCAAUUCUGAACCUGAAUACAUCUGUGUGGGAGCUAUUGCACUAUACACUGCUGAUCUGAAGCUAGCACUGAGAGCAGAAACCAAAGCCUGGAUGACUUUGCUGGGGUGUCAUUGUAAUAAGAAGUACCGAACAGAGAUGGAAGCAAUUUUCACUUUUAUAGAAGAAACUGGCAAGAAGUUAAAUCGCCACAUCAAGGAUCUAGAUGAUAUAAGAAUAGCCAUGUCAGCUUUAAAAGAGAUCAGAGAACUACAGAUCUCCAUAGACUCUCAAGUUGGGCCCAUUGAGGAAUCCUAUGCUAUGUUAAACAAAUACAAUCUACUUGUGGCCAAGGAAGAGACAGAGAAGGUGGACACUCUGCACUACGCUUGGGAAAAACUGCUAGUCCGUGCAAAUGAAGUGCAGAAUGAGCUCAUUGCUUUGCAGCCAGACUUCAGAGGAGAGCUCAUUAGAGCCGUGAAGACUUUUACUGAAGACUGUGCACAGUUCUAUUCAGAUUAUGAUCAGAAUGGGCCAAUGGUGGUUGGUUUAGAGCCUCAGGAAGCCAGUGACAGGCUUACAAUGUUUCAGAAUCGAUUUGACAGUCUUUUUCGGAAAUAUGUUACUUACACUGGUGGGGAAGAUCUUUUUGGUUUGCCUGUUACUCGGUAUCCUCAGCUGCUUGAAAUAAAGAAGCAACUGAAUCUGUUACAGAAACUCUAUAAUUUAUAUAACAAUGUCAUUGACACAGUCAGUGGCUAUUAUGAUAUUCUUUGGUCAGAAUUAGACACCUCAAAAAUUAACAGUGAACUUCAGGAGUUUCAGAACAGAUGCCGUAAGCUUCCUCGUGGUGUAAAGGAAUGGCAGGCCUUUUUUAACCUAAAGACGAUCAUUGAAGACUUCAGUGAAUGUUGCCCCUUGCUUGAGCGUAUGUCAAGUAAAGCCAUGAUGCCUCGGCACUGGAAGCAGAUUACGGAUCUCACUGAACACAACUUUGAUGUGGAAAGUGAAACGUUCAAGCUGAGGAAUAUAAUGGAAGCUCCACUAUUAAGAUAUAAAGAGGAAAUAGAGGAUAUCUGCAUAAGUGCUGUGAAGGAGAGAGACAUUGAGCAGAAGCUAAAACAAGUGAUAGCUGAAUGGGACAACAAAACAUUUAUCUUUGCAAACUUUAAAGCCCGUGGGGAACUCCUUUUAAGAGGUGACAGCACAUCAGAAACAAUUGCUACCAUGGAGGACAGUUUGAUGAUUCUUGGCUCUCUCAUGAGCAACAGAUACAACACACCAUUCAAGACACAGAUUCAGAAAUGGGUGCACUAUCUUUCCAACACAACAGAUAUCAUUGAGAACUGGCUGAUUGUACAGAACUUGUGGAUUUAUUUAGAAGCUGUUUUUGUUGGCGGUGACAUAGCAAGGCAGCUUCCAAAGGAAGCAAAGCGUUUCUCUAACAUUGAUAAAUCCUGGGUGAGAAUCAUGACCCGAGCUCAUGAAACACCUAAUGUUGUUCAGUGCUGCGUUGGAGAUGAAAUCAUGGGACAGUUACUACCACAUUUACUAGAACAGCUUGAAAUUUGUCAGAAAUCACUCACAGGGUACCUGGAGAAAAAGCGCCUCCUAUUUCCACGAUUCUUCUUUGUGUCAGAUCCUGCUCUCUUAGAAAUUCUUGGCCAGGCAUCAGACUCUCACAAUAUACAGGCACAUCUGCUGAAUGUCUUUGACAACAUUAAAACUGUCAGGUUCCAUGAAAGGAUAUAUGAUCGUAUAUUGUCAAUUAGUUCACGAGAGGGUGAGACUGUAGAGCUGACUAGACCUGUAAUGGCUGAAGGUAACGUGGAAGUUUGGCUAAAUUCCCUGUUGAAGGAAUCCCAGCUGUCACUACAUCAUGUUAUUCGCCAGGCAGCUGCGCACAUCCAGGAAACUAGUUUCCAGCUGACUGAAUUUCUUUCUACUUACCCAGCCCAGGUUGGGUUGUUGGGGAUCCAAAUGAUUUGGACAAGAGACUCAGAAGAAGCUUUGACUAAUGCCAGGUAUGAUAAAAAAAUUAUGCGAAAGACGAACCAGUUUUUCCUGGAUCUUCUAAACAUGCUGAUAGAUAUGACAACAAAAGACCUUAGCCCAGUUGAGCGAGUUAAAUACGAGACAUUAAUCACUAUUCAUGUGCAUCAGAGGGACAUUUUUGAUGGUCUGUGUUGCAUGCAUAUCAAGAGCCCUGCAGACUUCGAGUGGCUGAAACAGUGUAGAUUUUAUUUUAAUGAAGAUUCUGAUAAAAUGAUGAUUAAGAUCACUGAUGUGGCUUUCACAUACCAGAAUGAAUUUUUGGGCUGUACUGACAGACUUGUCAUAACGCCUCUUACAGACAGAUGUUACAUCACUUUGGCUCAAGCUUUAGGCAUGAACAUGGGUGGAGCACCUGUGGGACCUGCAGGAACUGGAAAAACUGAAACCAUCAAAGACAUGGGACGGUGCCUUGGAAAAUAUGUAGUGGUCUUCAACUGUUCAGACCAGAUGGAUUUUCGAGGACUUGGGAGGAUCUUCAAAGGUCUUGCUCAGUCUGGCUCCUGGGGUUGCUUUGAUGAAUUCAAUCGUAUUGAUUUACCAGUAUUAUCAGUAGCCGCGCAGCAAAUUGCAAUUGUGUUGACAUGUAAGAAGGAAUGCAAAAAAAGCUUUAUUUUUACUGAUGGAGAUAAUGUGGAAAUGAACCCAGAAUUUGGCAUCUUUCUUACUAUGAAUCCAGGAUAUGCUGGAAGGCAAGAACUUCCUGAAAACCUGAAGAUCAACUUCCGUUCAGUGGCUAUGAUGGUUCCUGAUCGCCAAAUCAUAAUUCGUGUCAAGCUGGCUAGUUGUGGUUUCAUUGCUAAUGUUGUAUUGGCAAGAAAAUUCUUUACACUGUACAAGCUGUGUGAAGAACAACUGUCAAAGCAGGUGCAUUAUGAUUUUGGCUUGCGGAAUAUCUUGUCAGUACUACGUACACUGGGAGCAGCAAAAAGAGCAAAUCCCACAGAUACUGAAUCUACCAUUGUCAUGCGUGUGCUGAGAGACAUGAACCUGUCUAAACUAAUUGAUGAAGAUGAACCCUUAUUUCUGAGUCUAAUUGAAGAUCUGUUUCCAGAUAUCCAGCUUGAUAAAGCAGGCUAUCCUGAACUGGAAGCCGCCAUUGACAAACAGGUGGAGGAAGCUGGACUUGUUUGUCAUCCUCCUUGGAAAUUGAAAGUUAUCCAACUUUUUGAAACCCAGAGGGUAAGGCAUGGAUUGAUGACACUAGGACCUAGUGGUGCAGGAAAAACUGUUUGCAUCCACACUUUAAUGAAAGCCAUGACAGAUUGUGGACAUCCACAUCGUGAAAUGAGAAUGAAUCCUAAAGCUAUAACUGCUCCACAAAUGUUUGGUCGUCUUGAUGUUGCAACAAAUGAUUGGACAGAUGGAAUAUUUUCAGCACUCUGGAGAAAAACUUUAAGAGCCAAGAAAGGUGACCAUAUCUGGAUAGUUCUUGAUGGUCCAGUUGAUGCUAUUUGGAUUGAGAACCUUAAUUCUGUCCUGGAUGAUAACAGAACUCUAACGCUAGCAAAUGGAGAUCGCAUACCUAUGGCACCAAAUUGCAAAAUAGUCUUUGAACCUGAUAAUAUUGAUAAUGCUUCUCCAGCAACAGUUUCAAGGAAUGGGAUGGUAUUCAUGAGCUCAUCAAUUCUCAACUGGAGCCCUAUCCUUGAGGGAUUUUUGAAAAGACGUUCCUUCCAAGAAGCUGAAAUUCUACGUCGGCUGUAUUCUUCAUCAUUCCUGGACUUAUACCACUUCAGCAUUCAGUCUCUGCAAUGCAAGACUGAGAUGUUGGAAGCUUUUGUGAUUAUGCAGAGCAUUAAUAUGCUGCAGGGCCUUAUCCCACCUAAGGAACAAGGAGGGGAAUUGACUCCAAAAUACUUGGAAAGGCUGUACAUCUUCUCUCUUAUGUGGAGCAUUGGAGCAUUACUAGAACUGGAAGACCGAUGCAAAAUGGAACACUGGCUUCGAAACCAUACAACAAUAAAGAUUGAUCUUCCCUGUAUCCCAGAAGGCAGUGAGGAUACCAUGUUUGAUUAUUAUGUGUCAUCUGAUGGCAAAUGGAUGCACUGGAAUACACGUGUUGAAGAGUAUGUAUAUCCCAGUGGCAGCACUCCAGAAUAUGGCUCCAUUCUUGUGCCUAAUGUUGACAAUGUGAGAAUGGAUUUCCUUAUUGAAACCAUUGCGAAACAGGGCAAGGCUGUCCUACUAAUUGGUGAGCAAGGAACUGCAAAGACUGUUAUCAUCAAAGGUUUUAUGUCAAAAUAUAACCCUGAAAGCCACAUGGCUAAGAGUUUGAAUUUUUCAUCUGCAACUACCCCAUUAAUUUUCCAGCGUACGAUAGAAAGUUAUGUGGACAAGCGCAUGGGCACGACUUAUGGUCCGCCUGCAGGCAAAAAGAUGACAGUCUUCAUUGAUGAUGUGAAUAUGCCCAUAAUAAAUGAAUGGGGAGAUCAGGUCACUAAUGAGACAGUUAGGCAACUGAUGGAACAGAAUGGACUGUAUAACCUGGAAAAGCCUGGUGAAUUUACCAACAUUGUGGACAUUCAGUUUUUGGCUGCCAUGAUCCACCCUGGGGGAGGUCGCAAUGACAUUCCACAGAGGCUCAAGAGACAAUUUUCUGUGUUCAACUGUACUCUGCCUUCUAGUUCUUCCAUUGACAAAAUUUUUGGCGUAAUUGGAGAAGGACACUAUUGUGGUGAGCGAGGAUUUUCAGAAGAUGUGAAGAAAACAGUAACCAGGUUAGUUCCACUGACACGCAGGCUGUGGCAGAUUACCAAGCUAAAAAUGUUGCCCACACCAGCCAAGUUCCAUUAUGUCUUCAACCUUCGAGACCUCUCAAGGAUUUGGCAAGGAAUGCUGAACACUACAGCAGAAGUGAUCAAUGAACCAAAGGUACUGAUGAAACUGUGGAAGCACGAAUGUAAGUGUGUUAUUGCUGAUCGUUUCACAACCUCAGAAGAUGCAAACUGGUUUGAUGCAACUGUGGCAAAACUCAUUGAGGAGGAAUUUGAAGAAACAAAAACUUAUCUGGAUCCUGAACCUGAUGCAUUCUUUGUUGACUUCUUAAGGGAUCCACCUGAAAGAACUGGUGAGAAAUCAGAGGAAGUUAAUACAGAUAUUCCCAAAAUUUAUGAGCCAAUUUAUUCUUUUCAUCAGCUACGGAAUCGUUUAAAUAUGUUUUUACAAGCAUACAAUGAGAAUGUCCGUGGGACUGGAAUGGACGUGGUUUUCUUUGAGGAUGCUAUGAUUCAUUUAGUCAAGAUUUCUCGGGUGAUUCGCACUCCUCGUGGAAAUGCUCUUUUAGUUGGAGUUGGUGGCUCAGGAAAGCAGAGCUUGACAAGACUGGCAUCUUUCAUAGCUGGUUAUGAUACAUUCCAGAUAACAUUAACAAGAUCGUACAACACUUUAAACUUGAUGGAGGAUCUGAAACUCUUGUACAGAACAGCAGGACUGCAAGGCAAAGGCAUCUGUUUUCUUUUUACAGACAAUGAGAUCAAAGAUGAGUCUUUCUUGGAAUACCUGAACAAUGUUUUAUCAUCAGGAGAGGUAUCAAACUUAUUUGCACGUGAUGAAGUAGAUGAGAUCAUUAGUGACCUCAUACCCACCUUCAAAAAGGAACAUCCGCGUAGACCUCCAACCAGUGAGGUUCUGUAUGACUACUUCAUGAGCAGAGUCCGUCAGUACCUUCAUGUGGUUCUUUGCUUUUCACCAGUAGGUGAAAAAUUCCGAAAUAGGGCCCUGAAGUUUCCUGCUCUCAUUUCUGGAUGCACUAUAGAUUGGUUCAGCCAGUGGCCUAAGGAUGCUCUAGUGGCAGUAUCUGAGCAUUUCCUGUCCUCAUUUGAUAUAGACUGCACUGCUGAUAUAAAGAGGGAACUUGUGCAGUGUAUGGGCUCAUUCCAGGCUGGAGUGGCAGAAAAGUGUUCUGAUUACUUUCAAAGAUACAGACGUUCUACACAUGUGACUCCCAAAUCCUACCUGUCCUUUAUUCAGGGAUAUAAAACCACAUACAUAGAAAAGCAUGCUGAAGUGCAGACAUUGGCAAACAGAAUGAAUACUGGACUGGAAAAAUUGAAAGAGGCCUCUGAAUCAGUGUCUGCUCUAAGCAGAGAGCUGGAGAUAAAAGAAAAGGAACUUCAAAUUGCCAAUGAAAAAGCUGACAAGGUGUUGAAAGAAGUUACCGUAAAAGCACAGGCUGCUGAGAAGGUGAAGGGUGAAGUUCAGAAAGUGAAAGACAAAGCUCAAGCUAUUGUAGACAGUAUCUCAGUUGACAAAGCCAUUGCUGAAGAGAAGUUGGAAGCUGCUAAGCCUGCUUUGGAAGAGGCAGAAGCAGCCUUACAGACAAUAAAACCUGCAGAUAUUGCCACUGUCCGCACACUGGGUCGACCCCCUCACCUCAUUAUGCGUAUCAUGGACUGUGUGUUACUGCUCUUCCAGCGAAAAGUGAACAAUGUGAAAAUCGAUCAGGAAAAAUGCUGUACCAUCCCAUCAUGGCAAGAAUCCUUGAAACUGAUGACAGCAGGGAACUUCUUACAGAACCUACAGCAAUUUCCAAAGGACACAAUUAAUGAAGAAGUGGUAGAACUUUUGAGCCCUUAUUUUGAAAUGGUGGACUACAACAUUGAGACAGCUAGGAGAGUAUGUGGGAAUGUUGCUGGCCUUUGCUCAUGGACCAAAGCUAUGGCUGUAUUUUUUUCCAUCAACAAAGAAGUAUUGCCUUUAAAGGCUAAUUUAGCAAUCCAGGCGAAUCGCCUAACCACUGCUAUGCUGGAUCUGCAGAAAGCUCAAGAAGAACUGGGUGCCAAGCAAGAAGAAUUAGAUAUUGUUCAGGCAGAGUAUGAAAAAGCAAUGAGAGAAAAACAGACUUUGCUUGAAGAUGCUGAGCGUUGCCGUCAUAAAAUGCAAACUGCCUCAAGUCUUAUAAGUGGUUUAGCAGGUGAAAAAGAGAGGUGGACAGAGCAGAGUAAAGAAUUUGCCAUGCAAACCAAGAGGCUAGUGGGUGAUGUACUCUUGGCUACAGCUUUUCUGUCCUAUUCUGGUCCGUUUAACCAAGAGUUCCGCAGUCUGCUAUUAAAUGACUGGCAAAAGGAAAUUAAAAGUCGGAAAAUCCCUUUUGAUAACAACUUGAACCUCAUAGAAAUGUUGACUGAUGCUCCAACUAUCAGUGAAUGGAACCUGCAAGGAUUACCAAAUGAUGACUUAUCCAUUCAGAAUGGAAUCAUUGUCACUAAAGCAUCUCGUUAUCCUUUAUUAAUCGAUCCACAGGCACAGGGUAAAAUUUGGAUUAAAAAUAAGGAAGGCAGAAACGACCUUCAGAUCACCUCUUUGAAUCACAAGUAUUUUAGAAAUCACUUAGAAGACAGCCUUUCUUUGGGAAGACCUCUUUUGAUAGAGGAUAUUGGAGAAGAGCUUGACCCAGCACUUGAUAAUAUUUUGGAAAAAAACUUCAUUAAAACAGGUUCGGCCAACAAGGUGAAGGUCGGUGAUAAGGAAAUAGAUGUUAUGUGUGGCUUCAGACUUUAUAUUACUACAAAACUGCCAAAUCCGGGUUACUCUCCUGAAAUUAGUGCUCGAACUUCCAUUAUUGACUUUACUGUGACCAUGAAAGGUCUUGAAAAUCAACUCCUAGGCAGAGUCAUUCUCACAGAGAAACAGGAAUUAGAGAAAGAAAGAACAGAUCUUAUUGAAGAUGUGACUAUGAACAAAAGGAGGAUUAAAGACCUAGAAGAUAACCUCUUGUUCCGACUUACAAGCACUAAGAGUUCUCUGGCAGAUGAUGAGAGUCUAAUAAUUGUAUUGAAUAACACUAAGAAGACCUCUGAGGAGGUAACACAGAAACUGCAGACUUCUGUUGAAACUGAAGUACAGAUCAACUCAGCCCGUGAAGAGUACAGACCUGUUGCAACUCGAGGUAGCAUCUUAUACUUCCUUAUUACUGAGAUGAGCAUGGUCAAUGUGAUGUAUCAGACUUCACUUCGGCAGUUUUUGGGGCUUUUUGACCGCUCCCUAGCCAGGUCUACCAAAAACCCUAUAACUAGCAAGAGGAUUACUAAUAUUAUUGAACAUAUGACAUAUGAAGUGUUCAAAUAUACUGCGCGAGGACUCUAUGAGGAGCACAAAUUUCUUUUCACGUUAUUACUCACAUUGAAGAUUGAUAUACAGAGAAACAGAGUGAAGCAUGAAGAAUUUCUGACACUUAUUAAAGGUGGUGCUUCCCUAGACCUUAAAGCUUGUCCUCCUAAACCAGCUAAAUGGAUUCUGGAUAUGACUUGGCUGAACUUGGUGGAGCUUAGUAAGCUUAAACAAUUUUCAGAUAUUCUUGAUCAAAUUUCCAGAGCAGAGAAACAGUGGAAAAUCUGGUUUGAUAGUGAGAAUCCUGAAGAAGAACUAGUUCCUAGUGGCUAUGGUCAAUCCCUGGACUGCUUCAGACAUCUUCUUCUUAUCAGAUCGUGGUGUCCGGACAGGACCAUAGCUCAGGCCAGGAAAUACAUCAUUGACACUAUGGGAGAGAAAUAUGCGGAGGGAGUCAUCUUGGACUUGGAGAAGACAUGGGAAGAGUCAGAUCCACAUACUCCUCUCAUAUGCUUUCUUUCCAUGGGCUCUGAUCCUACAGACUCAAUUAUUGCUUUGGGAAAAAAACUGAAGACAGAGACACGUUAUGUUUCCAUGGGCCAGGGCCAAGAAAUCCAUGCUCGUAAACUUCUACAUCAGACAAUGGCUCAUGGAGGUUGGGCACUUCUGCAAAACUGCCACCUUGGACUUGACUUUUUGAAGGAGUUGAUGGACACUGUAAUAGAGACAGAGACUGUCCAUGAAAGCUUUCGACUGUGGAUGACAACUGACAUUCACAAACAGUUCCCCAUCACCCUUCUUCAAAUGUCUAUUAAGUUUACCAAUGAACCACCACAAGGGCUCAGAGCUGGGCUAAAGAGAACAUAUAGUGGUGUCAGCCAGGACUUACUAGAUGUCAGUGACAUGGUACAAUGGAAACCGAUGUUGUAUGCUGUAGCCUUUCUACACUCUACUGUUCAAGAAAGACGCAAGUUUGGAUCUCUGGGUUGGAAUAUACCCUAUGAGUUUAAUCAAGCUGAUUUCAAUGCUACUGUGCAGUUCAUUCAAAACCACUUGGAUGGCAUGGAUGCAAAGAAGGGGAUCUCCUGGAGUACUGUUUGUUACAUGAUAGGUGAGAUCCAGUAUGGUGGCCGUGUGACAGAUGACUAUGACAAAAGACUCAUGAACACCUUUGUAAAGGUUUGGUUCAGUGAAAAUACAUUCAGUCAGGAAUUCAGCUUCUACAAAGGAUACAGCAUACCCAAAUGUGCUGUGGUGGAUCAAUACCUUCAGUACAUACAGACUCUUCCUGCUUAUGAUACACCAGAGGUGUUUGGUUUGCAUCCCAAUGCGGAUAUCACUUACCAAAGUAAACUUUCCAAAGAUGUAUUGGACAUCAUCCUCAGUAUUCAGCCUAAAGAUAGCUCUGGUGGAGGAGGUGAAACCCGAGAGGCAGUUGUAGCCAGACUGGCUGAUGAUAUGCUGGAAAAGCUUCCUGCUGAUUAUGUACCAUUUGAAGUAAAAGAGAAACUAAAGAACAUGGGACCUUUUCAACCUAUGAACAUAUUUUUGCGACAGGAGAUUGAACAAAUGCAGAGAGUUAUUUCCCUAGUGAGAAGCACUCUGACUGAUCUAAAACUUGCCAUUGAUGGGACAAUAGUUAUGAGUGAAAAUCUGAGGGAUGCUUUAGACUGCAUGUAUGACGGAAGGAUUCCAGCUAGCUGGAAAAAGGCAUCUUGGGCUUCCAGUACACUUGGUUUCUGGUUUACUGAGCUUCUAGAAAGAAACCACCAAUUUUACAAUUGGAUUUUUGAAAGCCGGCCAAGCUGCUUCUGGAUGACGGGGUUUUUUAAUCCUCAAGGAUUUUUAACUGCAAUGAGGCAGGAAAUAACAAGGGCUAACAAAGGAUGGGCUCUUGACAGUGUAGUGCUAUGCAGUGAGGUCACUAAAUGGGUGAAGGAUGAUAUCACAAGUGCUCCUUUGGAAGGUGUCUAUGUGUAUGGGCUGUAUUUGGAAGGAGCUGGUUGGGACAGAAGAAACAUGAGACUGACAGAAUCUAAGCCCAAGGUGCUCUUCGAGAUGAUGCCAGUUAUAAGGAUAUAUGCAGAGAAUAACACUUCAAAAGAUCCACGUCUGUAUUCGUGUCCAGUCUACAAAAAGACCAUUCGAACAGAUAUGAAUUACAUUGCUGCUGUGGACCUUAAAACCCUUCAGCCUCCAGAGCACUGGGUACUGCGUGGGGUAGCACUUCUGUGUGAUGUCAAGUGAUGUUAAAAAACAAAAUGUUUCUUAGAGUUCUUUUCUGUUUUUAAAAGUAAACAUCAAUAGGUAGUUAGCUAUACAGUGGAUGACUUCUAAAAACAUAUUUUCUAAGGCAUAGACUCCAUUAUAGUAUUUUUAGAAAAUUGUUCUCAAUAAACCUCUAUGAUAAGCUUAUAAAUGCUAAAUCUUAGAGUGAUAUUGUUUGGUAAAUAGAUUGAAGUACUACUUUUCAAGUCUUGACAGAUCAUGACAAAUACUUAGUGUUCCUAUGUCACUCUUUUGAGCUUAAUUUUAGCUUGAAUAAAGAUUAAGUGAUUUGAAUGUUGUUACUUUUCAAUGGUAAAUAUGCUUGUAUCGGGGCUUACCUUCAAGUAGCUAAAUGCAAAGUUGGUUGUUUUUUUUUUUUUUAAGGAUUUUUUGUUUGUUUGUUUGUUUUGUGCGUGUGUGUGUAUCUGUGGAAAGCUAAGCCCAGUUGCUCAUUCAUACUAGUUAAUAUCCUUCAAGAUGAUCUUCCAAGAUUUAUCUCCUAGCUGAUAGUUUCUAGUUUUUUUGCUGUCUAAAUAGGGAAGGUGGGACUGGAAAAACCUGACACCUGUUUCACCACUUGGAGAACAAUUUCGUUGUGCUACAUAGGAAAAUAAGCAUUUGAGAGCUCCUAGAAUUCCAUAUUAUCUGGUUCAUGACUUAUAAAUAUGUAAUGGAUAGGAAUAAAAUAGUUCCACAAGAAUUCUUGAAUAUUUUGUUAUGUGCUAGUACACCACAUUUCAGUCAAUCUUCAUCAAGGUUAUUAGUUUUAUGACAUCAAUUUUAGCUUUGCUUCUGCUCUAAUUUUGCAGUGUUGUGGUUUUAUGUAUUGUGGGGUUUUUUGGUUAGUUGGUUUGGUUUGUUUUUUUUUUUUUUUUUUUUUUUUUUUUUCUUCCCUUUCUCCUUUUUUUACUGAUGUGCUGCAGCUUUUUUGGUGUCUCAGCUAGGUAGGAAUCUUUCCACAUAUCCAUCUUAAGAGAGAAAUGUUAGCAGCUCCGUUUAGUUGAACACUAUUGACUUCACACGUCGAGCACACUUAUUUAAUCAUCAAAAAGCCAGUGUACAUUUGUUGCUGAGUCCAGUAGGUCAUGUAUCUUAGUGGUCCACUAAUCAUUCACAAUAACAGGUGAUGCAGAAGAAGAAGCAGAAAGAACCAAUAUUCCUGCUGCAUCUGUCAUACAUAAAUGCUGCCGUGGAGAAGCUGUUUUCAAUUUUUUGUCAAAUCAAUACAUGGAAUUUGA
This is a messenger RNA of Tyto alba (common barn owl), 15189 nucleotides long. RefSeq names its product dynein axonemal heavy chain 5 (gene DNAH5). The transcript has 79 exons. Gene Ontology annotation, molecular function: ATP hydrolysis activity; dynein intermediate chain binding; dynein light intermediate chain binding. The record is from RefSeq and is a predicted model, not a curated record. NCBI's taxonomy places the organism in Eukaryota, Metazoa, Chordata, Aves, Strigiformes, Tytonidae. Gene Ontology annotation, biological process: microtubule-based movement. Gene Ontology annotation, cellular component: dynein complex. Bases 89 to 13930 code for a protein of 4613 amino acids.